Molecule: messenger RNA, 5912 nt
Organism: Entelurus aequoreus (snake pipefish)
Lineage: Eukaryota; Metazoa; Chordata; Actinopteri; Syngnathiformes; Syngnathidae
Gene: lzts2a
Product: leucine zipper, putative tumor suppressor 2a
Exons: 9
Coding region: 472-2757 (761 amino acids)
Biological process (GO): negative regulation of canonical Wnt signaling pathway; cell division
Source: RefSeq, a predicted model, not a curated record
UGGUGUGGUUAGUCUCCUUAUUGUGACACCCCCCCCUGGUGGAGCUAACGUCCUUUCAAGUCCAACCGGCUGCGACUGAGCCCGACCCCGCCCCCCUCGUGUCCUGAGCGGGCUCUCCCUGUGCACUCACCGAACAUCCCGACAACAGCAGCCGCUACUUGGGGGGACCUCUUUUGGACGAGCUCGUCCGCAGGACAACCGGAGACUCCUCGGCGGGGAAAACAUCCCAAAAGUCUCGGAAAGAAGCGCAAAGACUGAUUAAAGUUGAAGUCCGAUACACGAAAGCGUUUCCCUGGGUGGGGGAAGGAAUACUGUUGUCCUGGAGCAUUUCUUGAGACUGGAAGCCCAGAGAUGAGCGGCGUCUUAGGAUGAGAACCGUCUGCCACCGCCCUGUCUCCCCCAGACCUGCAGGAGGAGCACGUUGGGCCUCAGCGUGAGAUUGCGUGGUGUGGCUAACGCCGUCGAGGUGCCAUGGCUCUCGUCCAGGCUUUUCCUGUUACUGACCACCCCAAUCCCAGUCUCGACGCCCAGCCGUUACCAUCUCAGUCAGCCCCUGCCUCCUGCAGCACGACCACAGCCAUGGGUUCCGUAAGUAGUCUCAUAUCGGGCCGCACGUACCAAGAGAGGCACUGCCGAGCCGCCAGCGAGUUCACCGCCAAGGCUCGACGCUCCACGCCAGCUACCAGCUGCUUCCGGCUCCAGGACAACACACUUCGCAGCGGAAGCUCCUUGGAGCAACUUCUGGUGAUCAACAACCAGGCGCAGCCCCAGGCAAAGAUUCUACCUCCACCUCUGCCCACCAAGAAGCAGCCUCGGCCGGGAAACUCCACGGAAGGUGGAAGCUUAACAACCGCUGGUGCCACAGGCGGAGGAAUUAAUAAGAACUUAGGGUGUGUGACCAAUGACAUGGUAGUCGGGGACUGGAACGACAACCUGGUCGUGGCUACUGCAAGUCCCUACAGCGACUCAGAGGACCAAAAGGACAACAGGACUUUGAAUGGGAACAUUGGAGGACCUCCUCCAAAACUCAUUCCAGUUUCUGGACAGUUAGAGAAGAACAUGGAGAAAGUGCUGAUCCGUCCAACAGCGUUCAAGCCUGUCGUUCCCAAGAAUCGCCAUUCCGUGCAUUACCUGUCUCCACGGCCAGGGGGCAGCAGUCUGUCAGAAAGCCAGGGCAGCCUCAACCUCCUCCUGCCCCUCUCAGCAUCCGGCGGCGCCAACGGGCCCAGCGGCGCCGGCUCCGCUUCUGAAGAGAAGCGUGACUCCUACUGCGGGGGGCGCAACGCUCGAAGCAGCCAGUCCUGCUCCAUGUCAGACUCCGGGAGGAACUCUCUCUCCAGCCUUCCCACUCACAGCAGCACAGGCUACAGUUUGGCCCCCAGUGAAGGCUCCAGUUCGGGCUCGGGCUCCGGGGGGCAGUUGGAGCCAGGGCAGGCUCUGGUUCGAAACAUUUCAGGUGGAAUCGGGGGACACGGUCACUCAGACAGUGGACGCUCAUCAUCCAGUAAGAGCACUGGGUCCGGGUCGCUAAGCGGGCGCGGGCAGCCCCUGUCCGACAGCGGCUCAUGCGGCCACUCGUCUCCGCCAGCGGAGGCCUACGAGGUGGUGGUGAAGGACCUGGAGGAAAAGCUGAGGGAGCGCGACAUGGAGCUUCAGCAUCUGAGGGAAAACCUGGACGAGAACGAAGCUGCCAUCUGCCAGGUUUAUGAGGAGAAGCAACGUCGCUGUGAGAGAGAGAUGGAAGAGCUGAGACAAAAUUGUGCCACCAAGAUGAAGCAUGCCUCCCAGAAGGCCCAGAGGGCUCAGCAAGUCUUACAGUUACAGGUGUUUCAACUACAGCAAGAGAAAAAGAAGCUCCAGGAGGACUUCUCCUCUCUGCUGCAGGACAGGGAAACCCUGGAGAGAAGGUGUGCCACCAUCCAGCGAGAGCAGACCCAACUGGGUCCUCGACUGGAGGAGACCAAGUGGGAGGUGUGUCAGAAGUCAGGAGAGAUCUCCCUCCUGAAGCAGCAGCUGAAGGAGAUGCAGGCAGAGCUCAGCCAGAAGGCUGGCGACAUCGUGGUGCUGAGGGCCCAGCUGAGAGAAGCCCGAUCGGAGCUGCAGGCCAGCCAGGUUCGCUCUCAGGAGGCCCAAGCGGCGGUGCGGACACGAUCUCUGGAGCUGGAGGUCUGCGAGAACGAACUCCAGAGGAGGAAGAGCGAAGCCGAGCUGCUGCGGGAGAAAGUGCUGCGCCUGGAGGAGGAGCUGGUCCGCCUCCGGGACACUCUGGCCAGUCACGGCGGGAGCAUGAAGGGUCAGUGCAUGAGCCUGACCCUGCAGCAGGGGAGAGGACUGCCGGGGCGGGGCGGCCCCAGCCCUUCUGUGUACCGGGAUGUGGAGGACGGUCAUCUGGUCUGGGGAGGAGAGAGCGAUGAAGCCAAGGCACAGAGACAGAAUGCAGAAACCCUGCUGGGACUCAGACAACAGGUGGACAGGUUGAAGGCUGAGCUCAUUUAUGAGAGGAGGUCAGGCGAGGAGCAGAUGUCUCGAUUUGAGGAUGAAAGGAGGGUGUGGCAGGAGGAGAAAGAAAAGGUGAUCCGCUACCAGAAGCAGCUGCAGCAGAACUACAUCCAGAUGUACCGACGAAACCGGGACCUGGAGCGAGUGAUGCGGGAGCUGAGCCUGGAGCUGGAGAACAGGGACAUGAUGGACGACUACGAGGUCCACAGCGGCAGCAACGAGAUCCACUUUGAGGAAAUCACCGCCACUGAGAUUUAAAAACUCAACGUGAAAAUGAUUAACGGUAGACACAGACCGAACACCAGACCAAAACAAACACGGCUGACUUUUACCUCUCGAGCGGCUCCCAAAGGUGCGUUGUUACUCGCUCUCUCCUGCACUCUACAUGAUCUUUCAUUCGGUGUUUCACCUGCAGCACAAAACCUCUUCUCUUCUUUGGGAGCAAAAGUGUUUGAAUCAGGGUAUUCAGGAAGUUGGAAAUGCAAAAAAACUAAACAAAAAAAGGUAAACAAUAGGGCACCAGCAUGCAUGUUCAAUAAUGAUGUCAUCAUAAUCCUCACUGCUAAAUAUUCAUAUAAUCCUUUAGACCUCAGCAUUGUCACUAUGUAACUGCUGCACUGAGCCCCAAACUUAUAACCAAGGGGACAAGAAUUCCAAAUAUGCUGUCUUCUCUGUCGGGGAUAUUUGCCUGACCAUGCUCCUCAUCUGGUAGUACCACUCUCUUCCCAAAGGGGGAGCCACAGUGCAAACUUUUUCACUGCAAUUUUCCACGUUCAAAUUGUACCUGGACGCAUCAGGAACGCUAACAAUGGACAACAAGUGUCUCCUAUAUACUUAUUUUAUCUAAGAGGAGAAUGAGGGCGAUAAAGUGGAGUAUAAUACUGCAGCGUCCGUGUCUAAGCCACACGAACAAGGUAAAUGAAUGUUUAGUUGUUUUCAUUUGCCGUCGCGAAUCCUCGAUCUGUUAAACCAGGGAGUACUACAAAUACCGUAUUUUUCGGAGUAUAAGUCCCUCCGGAGUAUUAGUCGCACCGGACGAAAAUGCAUAAUAAAGAAGGGAAAAAACAUAUAUAAGUCGCACUGGAGUAUAAGUCGCAUUUUUGGGGGGAAAUGUAUUUGAUAAAACCCAACACCAAAUUAUAGUUAUUAUGGUAGUUUAUACUUACAGGCUGAUGAUGUACGGAGGAGUGGUUUAAUAUAUUCCUACACUUAUACCAUGUAAAUAAACAGACACUAUUAGGUCACAGUUAUUUUACUAAAAAGUUAGCACAUGAAAUACAAACCAAUAAUAUAAUAAAUGAUAUGCUUUAAAAAAUAAAGUGUACCGAAUUGUUCAUAAAAACUCAGGCUUUUGUUCUCAAGAUUAUGAUGGCGGUCGUGUAUUUGAAAAAUACGUUUUAGGAACGCGCCUAACAAACGGUGGCUCUAAGGUGCGCGCCUGCGCAAUUGCGCACUGCUCACGCGCCCUCUGCCCACAAUAAAUUCAUACCGCGCACAAAUAAAAUCCAAUCUGAACUCAAAACAAAAUAAACAUGACUACCGUAUUUUUCGGAGUAUAAGUCGCUCCGAAGUAUAAGUCGCAUUGCCUGAAAAUGCAUAAUAAAGAAGGAACAAAACAUAUAUAAGUCGCACUGGAGUAUAAGUCGCAUUUUUGGGGGAAAAUUAUUUGAUAAAACCCAACACCAAGAAUAGACAUUUGAAAGGCAAUUUAAAAUAAAUAAAGAAUAAUGAACAACAGGCUGAAUAAGUGUACGUUAUAUGAGGCAUAAAUAACCAACUGAGAACGUGCCUGGUAUGUUAAUGUAACAUAUUAUGGUAAGAGUCAUUCAAAUAACUAUAACAUAUAGAACAUGCUAUACGUUUACCAAACAAUCUGUCACUCCUAAUCGCUAAAUCCCAUGAAAUCUUAUACGUCUAGUCUCUUACGUGAAUGAGCUAAAUUAUCUUAUUUGAUAUUUUACGAUAAUGUGUUAAUAAGUUCACACAUAAGUCGCUCCUGAGUAUAAGUCGCACCCCCGGCCAAACUAUGGAAAAAACUGCGACUUAUAGUCCGAAAAAUACGGUAGUACCUGGUGGUAGUAGGAAGCAGUAGAAUAUUGGCCCGAACAUCUCAUAAAAGUGAAGAUUUUUGUCAUGUAAACAAACCUCCCAUUUUAUGCCUAGUUUUUUAAAAAUGAUGAUGUAGCCUGAUUGGAUGCUGCCCCCUGCUGUUUGGCAAUGGAAACUGUAAGGCUAGUUGACUGCCAAAGAAUCGCAAAAGUACCCGUUCUUCAUUCUGGGGCACAUAUUUGAAAAGAAAUGUACUAAAACACUGUUAUAUCGUACUAAAAGAGUGGAACUGUACAAACACAGUUAUACUGUUCCAAAACAGUUAUAUUGUACUAAAACAGUGAUACUGUACAGAUACAGUUGUAUCGUAGUAAAACAGUGACAUUUUACAAAAAUGAUUAUACUGUUUUAGAACACAGUUAUAUUGUACUAAAACAGUGAGACUGUACUAAAACAAUUAUAUUGUACUAAAACGGUGAAACUGUACAAAAACAGUUAUACUGUUCUAGAACAGUUUAAUUGUUCUAAAACAGUGAGUCUGUAGAAAAAAAAUGUAUAUCGUACUAAAACAGUGACACUUUACAAAAACGGUUACACUGUUUUAGAACACAGUUAUAUUGUUCUAAAACAGUGAUACUGUACUAAAACAGUUAUAUUUUUCUAAAACAGUGAUACUGUACUAAAACAGUUAUAUUGUUCUAAAACUGUGAUAUUGUUCUAAAACAGUGACACUUUACAAAAACAGUUAUACUGUUCUAGAACACAGUUAUAUUGUACUAAAACACAGUUAUAUUGUACUAUAACAGUUAUAUUGUACUAAAACAGUGACACUGUACAAAAACGAUUAUACUGUUUUAGAACACAGUUAUAUUGUUCUAAAACAGUGAGACUGUAUUAAAACAGUUAUAUUGUUCUAAAACAGUUAUACUGUUCUAGAACACAGUUACAUUGUACUAAAACAGUGAUAGUGUACUAAAACAGUUAUACUGUUCUAGAACACAGUUACAUUGUUUUAAAACAGUGAUAGUGUACUAAAACAGUUAUAUCUUACUAAAACGGUGACACUUUACAAAAACGGUUAUACUGUUCUAGAACACGUAUUUUAUUAAAACACAGUCAUAUCGUACUAAAAUAGUGACACUGUACAAAACGAUUAUACUGUUUUAGAACACAGUUAUAUUGUUCUAAAACAGUGAGACUAUUAAAACAGUUAUAUUGUUCUAGAACACAGUUGCAUUGUUCUAAAACAGUGAUAGUGUACUAAAACAGUUAUAUCUUACUAAAACAGUGACACUUUACAAAAACGGUUAUACUGUUCUAGAUCACCGUUAUAUUUUACUAAAACACAGUUAUAUCGUACUAAA